This is a messenger RNA of Astyanax mexicanus (Mexican tetra), 1332 nucleotides long. Its product is annotated as ribonuclease Y. Bases 238 to 1017 code for a protein of 259 amino acids. The record is from RefSeq and is a predicted model, not a curated record. NCBI's taxonomy places the organism in Eukaryota, Metazoa, Chordata, Actinopteri, Characiformes, Acestrorhamphidae. The transcript has 3 exons.
UUUUAGUGAUCAGUUCUGCUUGCAUCUGCGACUGAACUGCACACAGAGAGAGAAGUUCCCAUACAGCCAGAGAGAGAGAGUUAUUCAGAGAGACAGAGAGAGAGACAGAGAGAGAGACAGAGAGAGACACAAGGAGAGAGAGACCGAGAGACAGAGCGGUUUAUUCCUCAGAGAGGUUUAUUCCUCCACACUCCUGUGACUAAUUCACUGCAGAACAGCAGAACCAGAGAAGGAGUCAUGGCGAAAGACCAGUACACCAGAGACCUGGAGAAGCUGAUCAUGGAGCAGAGAGACACAACGUCCAGAGUGCUCAAACAGUGGACAAUCGAGAAGGCUGAAUGGGACGCGGAGAAAAAGAAGAUGAAGCUGGAAAUCGAAGAGCUGAAGAAGGAAGGAGAGAGGCUCACCCUGAGAAAGAAGAAAGAGGAAGAGCAGAUGCACUCUAAAAAUGUGGGAGAUGUGAAGGAUCUCCUAGAAAUGAAACAGGUGCAACAAGCCAUGGAACGCCUUCAGAAGUCAGAGAAGGAAAAAAGAGAUCGAAUCCUGCAGGCCUGGACUGUGGCAAGUAAGGAAUGGGAGGAGGAGAAAAAGAAGAUGAAGCUGGAAAUGGAACAGCUGAAGAAGAAAGACAAAGAGCAGACGGGAGAUGUGAAGGAUCUCCUAAAAAUGACAGUAGUGCAGAAAGCAGUGGAUCUCAUUCAGAAGUCAGAGACUGAAAGAAUUGAUAGGAUCCUGCUGGCCUGGACUAAAGCAAGUGAUGAAUGGAAGGAGAAAGAAAAGAAGAUGAAGCUGGAAAUUGAACAGCUGAUGGAAGAAGGAGAGAAGCUGAAAGCGAUGAAGCAGAAAGACGAAGAGCAGACGGUAGAGGUGAAGAAGGAUCUCCUAGAAAUGAGAGUGGUCCAGAAAGCAGUGGAUCUGAUUCAGAAGUCUGAGACUGAAAAAAGAGACAGAAUCCUGCAAGCCUGGACUGAAGCAAGUGAUGAAUGGAAGGAAAAGAUGGAGAUGGUGAUGAAAUAAAGAGAGAAGGAGAAGAAGGAGAUGGAAAAGAGGAGGGAAGAGAGGAAGAAAAAGAAGGAGUUGGAAAAGAUGAGAAACGAGAGAGAAGCCAAGGUCAUGGAGGAAAAGAAGAAGAAAGAGCAGAAAGAGAAGGAGGAGAGAGAGAUGGAGGAGAUGGUGCAGAAAAUGGAAGCACUAACCCUUGACAACAGCUGGCAAAAGACUCGCCUCAAGAUGAGGAGAAGAAAAAUAGUUCCAUUUAUUCAUCUUUUCUGAUUUCCAAUUUCUUCUGAUCCCUCUUUUAAGAUUUCAAUAAAUCAGUUUUUAUUGAAACUG